Saccharomyces cerevisiae S288C is the source of this 732-nucleotide messenger RNA. RefSeq names its product Hua2p (gene HUA2). The record is from RefSeq and is marked reviewed. NCBI's taxonomy places the organism in Eukaryota, Fungi, Ascomycota, Saccharomycetes, Saccharomycetales, Saccharomycetaceae. The transcript has a single exon. The coding region runs from base 1 to 732 and encodes 243 amino acids. Gene Ontology annotation, cellular component: cytoplasm.
AUGCAACAAACAAAAUUUGGCAAGAUGUAUUUGGACCACGAUUCGGUAGUUGAGUACUCAGAAGAUGAAAUUGUCGAAGCCGAUCGUAUUACAUUGGGCUAUAAAAAGAGAUUGUCAAUGAUUGAAAAUCAAAUGCGACAUCUUUUGGAGGAUUUUAGUUUGGACGUUCAGCAGAUUGAACCCAUUCUUGCCGACUUGCAGAAGUACUACGACGCGUUUCUACAACUUUUACAGAAAAGGAACAAAUCAUUACAAUGUAAGAGGUCCACUCACCAGCCGGUCCCAUCCCCAAUGAAUAGCCAGACAUCAACAAAUGCAAAGGUUAAUUUGAGCGGAAAGCUUAUGAAGUUUCAGCUAAAUAGUGUACAAAAGUUCGACGAAGAAAAUAUACUAAGGAUUCUGCAAAAUAAAAUAGAAUUCGAACAUUAUUUCCAAAUUGAUAAAGGUAAGAAGCAAAAGGUGCUAUUACUUGCCGUAUAUCAAUGCCUCAAUGGGCCAACACGUUUGCAUAAAGUGCUUAAUAUUGAGGGAAUUAUACAUAAUAAUAGUAUCAGAACUAUACUGGGCAAACAAGUGUCCAGUUCUAAGUGGACAGUGUUUCUGUACGAUGUAAAACUAGUUUUAUUGGCGCAUAGACAAGAUGUUCCGAACUUAGAAACUAGCAAGAUGAUCGUCAGAUAUGGUGAUUUAUUUCCCUGUGCAUUGUACUUCAAAGAUCAUACAGCAUACUAA